UAGUUGCUGGAAUAGGUCUGGAGAGGACUGCCUACACUAUGAGCUCUACUGCUGAAACAGUGGAAGUGUGUCUCUAUGUAUCAAGGCCAGCAAUAAGUUGUCCCAUCUCUUUCCCCUUUGACAUCUUCUUCAAUAUAACAACCAGUGCAGAUGUGUUCGAAGUUGAUACAACCCAAGAGCUCAGUCAGGCCGAUGGCAUCGAUGAAGAAAGACGAGGACUCUACAAACUCCUCUUUGACACGUGCCAGAAGCGAUUCUGUUUCGAUGUCUGUCGGAGGGACCUAACAAGUGGAGACCGUGGAAGGUUUGAGAUGACUGUAACCAGGACACCAGACCACGGCCGGACCACCGAGAUUGUUUCAAACAUGGGAUAUAUCGAAAUUCGUUAACGGGACUAUACAGAAUGAAUAACUGCAAACUGUAUACUAUAGAGAGAGCUGUGUAUUCCCCCAUUAAUUAAGCAUACUGUAAUUGAUGAAAUGUGAUGUAUUUUG
This is a messenger RNA of Geodia barretti, 494 nucleotides long. Lineage: Eukaryota; Metazoa; Porifera; Demospongiae; Tetractinellida; Geodiidae. The record is from the annotation of a GenBank genome assembly.